Molecule: messenger RNA, 4209 nt
Organism: Anarrhichthys ocellatus (wolf-eel)
Lineage: Eukaryota; Metazoa; Chordata; Actinopteri; Perciformes; Anarhichadidae
Gene: tom1l2b
Product: target of myb1 like 2 membrane trafficking protein b
Exons: 16
Coding region: 30-1610 (526 amino acids)
Biological process (GO): signal transduction
Cellular component (GO): endosome; membrane
Molecular function (GO): clathrin binding; phosphatidylinositol binding; ubiquitin binding
Source: RefSeq, a predicted model, not a curated record
AUGGGCUGACUUGUUUGUUGUCGAGCAAGAUGGAGUUCCUUUUGGGAAAUCCUUACAGUACCCCAGUGGGGCAUUGCAUUGAGAGAGCCACCGAUGGCUCUCUGCAAAAUGAGGACUGGACUCUUAACAUGGAAAUAUGUGACCUAAUCAAUGAAACAGAGGAUGGGCCAAAGGAUGCGAUUAGAGCAGUGAAGAAGAGGCUGAAUGGCAACAGGAACUAUAGGGAAGUGAUGUUGACUUUAACGGUCCUGGAGACGGGUGUGAAGAACUGCGGCCAUCGUUUCCAUGUUAUGGUCACUAGCAGGGACUUUGUUGAUGGCGUGCUCGUUAAAAUCAUCUCCCCUAAAAACAACCCGCCCACAAUCGUUCAAGACAAAGUACUUGCCCUGAUUCAGGCAUGGGCUGAUGCGUUCAGGAGCAGUCCGGACCUCACGGGUGUGGUCCAGGUCUAUGAGGAGCUAAAGAGGAAAGGCAUCGAGUUCCCCAUGUCGGAGCUGGAGACCCUGUCACCUAUACACACACCUCAGCGGUUGGCUUCUGCUCCAGAGGGCGAGUCCACCCUACAUCAGUUCAGCACCCCUCCUCAGCCCACACCACAGGCUGUCCCACCAGCCUACACCGCCCCUCAGGUCCCCAACAUUCUCGCCUCUGGAUCCGUCAAUCCUACACCUGAACAGAUUUGCCGGCUGCGCAGUGAGCUGGACGUUGUUCGUGGAAACACUAAAGUGAUGUCGGAGAUGUUGACCGAGAUGGUCCCAGGACAGGAGGAUGCUUCAGACUAUGAGUUGCUACAGGAGCUGAACAGGACUUGUAGAGCCAUGCAGCAGAGGAUAGUGGAGCUCAUCUCCUGUGUUGCCAAUGAGACAGUGACUGAGGAGCUGCUCCAUGUCAACGAUGACCUCAAUAAUAUUUUCCUACGCUACGAAAGGUAUGAGAGGUUUAGGUCUGGGAGGUCCUCAGCUCACAGUGCCAACAAUGGGCUGAGACAGGUCUUGAGCGAGGCUACGGAGGACAACCUCAUAGACCUCGGCCCAGGCUCCCCAGCAGUGGUCAGCAACAUGCAGAACGCAGCCGCCCCGUCCAGCUUGCCUCCCACCAUCACAGCCCACGCAGCAAGGCCCUCCUCCCCGGCCACCUUGGCCUCCCGCCUGGCCGGCCUUGACGUGGGCGCUGACAGUGUGAGCAGUACUUUGAGCUCUCUGUCAAGCUGUAAGCCUCCUCUUGGCCAGGAUGACUUUGAUGUGUUUGCUCAGACCAGGACUGGAGCUCUGCCUGAAACACGCAAUACCGCGACAGCAGAAGACAGCAACGCCUCUGAAAGCCUUCCUCCCACUCUGGACGUCCAGCAGCCGACUGCAGGAGCGAGUGUCGGAGGCCAGUCCUCUGUCAUGGAUGACAUAGAGGAGUGGCUGUGUACUGAUGUGAAGGGGGAUGAAGGUGAAGACGGUGUGACAAGUGAAGAGUUCGACAAGUUCCUCGAGGAGAGAGCCAAAGCUGCAGAGAUUGUCCCCAGCUUACCGUCGCCCCCCAGUGGCGAGCCGGGUGCAGCGCAGGGAACCCCCAACCGCAAGAAGCCGGACAGGCCGGAGGAUGCUUUGUUCGCCAUGUAGACCUGGACCUUCUACCUUUCUGACCUCUGAUUUCCCCCCCCCAGCCUAAGACCCAAACCAGCCGAGCAGCAUCACCCGAGGACAGACUGACCCGACACUAAAAUACACCCGCCGCCGUUAGGAUUCAACACUUCUUCAUUACACUACAGAUUUGGAAAUGCUCUCCUUUAUAAAAAGGGAAUCAUUCAUGCGCUCUGUUCAUUUCUCACAAGAAAGGGAAAACCAAGAGAAUGGCCUGUUUUGAUGGUGCCACCAGACGAUGGAUCUCACCCACAUGAUGACCGGUGUCAGAGACUACAAGGCAGCAGCCUGCUUCCUCCUUCUUCUUCAUGUGUGAGGAAUCUCCCUCCACCUGUUGUGGACUGCAGAGCUUCAUGUUGCAGCUAAUCCUCAAAAAAAAAAAGAGAGUUUUGUAAAAGAGAGUUUGGCUGUCCUUGUCAUUAUUAGUAGGGAAUCAAUUUCUUACCCAGAGCCCUGAAAGCAUGCAUUAACACCACCAUCCUUCAUCAUGUAAGUUUUUACUACGAGCAGAAACCCCCGACAGAAACAUUACGGUUGUUAUUGCGGCGGAAGUGCCCAUCACAUCGCAGUACUGCACUGCACGUCAGUCCCAGUUGAAUUGUAAAUGUGUAAAUGACAAAAGUCCAGUUUAUUAGUUGUGUGUAUAUUUAAGCUACAGAGAAAGAGGUGUUGAUUUAAUGUAGAUUGUUUUUUGAAAAGGCUUUAUCCUCCAGCUGCUUUGACAAUAGGGAUGUACCUCACUGGGGUCAGCUUUCACAAAGAAAGGGAAUCUAUACAUCUGAUCAUCUACAAAAACUCAUUUAAACGGAAGAAGAAGAAGGGAAGAUAGUUUUUGUGAUUGGCAUAAUUGCGCACAACGCCAACAAAUGCGUCCUUUUACCCUCUAAAUCACAUGUUGUAUAUUUUUCUUUGACAAACGUAACCACCGCUGUUGUUGAGAUUAUUUUUGCUGAGAUUUUAUUCACCUACACCUGCCGUCUGAAUUUUUUGCAGGUAGUUAAUUGCAUUUGCUGUGUAAUUAUCCCUUUUAUGUAAUCAUGUAAUCUUCUUUUGACUGAGCACAGAUGCUCGGUGUCAUGAAUUUCCACGGGUUGAGUUCACAGGAGCGGUCUUGUUGUUGUGAACGGAAUCCCAGAAGCUGCAGAGACACACGCUGUCAUCGGUGGGUUUUUACUCACUGACUCUUAGGUUUUAACGCCCCCUUUUGAGUAGAUUGUGUUCUGUAUGAUUUCAGACCAAAAUUGUGCUUUUCUUCUGGAUGUGGGAGGAAGUUUCUUGGAUAAUUUGGGUUGCCGGUACAUAAUCCUGUCUUUUGAUUUAGAAUUCACAGCUUAAUAUCCAGGGAUGUAAUGAGGAGGCGAUAUCACACCACAAAAAGCUGUUCUAUUUCUGUGUUUUCUCCCUCGUUUCUUUAUGCUGACAUCUUAAAAGGCCUGACCUUUCAACAUGACAUUUGUUUUCAGGGAAUGAGCCGGCUGCAGACACCGUGCUACAAAAUGAGACAUUUUCCCUCUUUCGAUGCUAACACAUGCAACAUGUUACACAAUCCCCACGAGCUUAAAACAAGCGUGCACCUUGACAGCCGCGUUACCGUUCGACCUGUACUGUAAAUCAGCUGACACUUAACCCCAGAUGUAAUUAAAUGAGAACUGUUUGGAAAUAUUUGAGCUGAAGUGUAGAAAUAAUUUAUUCAGAACUAUUUUUUUUCCCAUCUUCAGAUCAGUAUUUUAAAUCGCUUUAUUGUGCAAAAGAAAAAUGGGAAAUGUAGAAGGGACAGAAUGAGGAGUUGUCAUAACGGUGUGUGUUUGUGUGUUUUUGUUGAUGAAGUUCAGAUUUUCCUUUUUAUACAUUGCUGCUAGCUAAUGUAUUUCGUGUUUUAUGGUUGUAUUGGUUAUGUGGAUAUUCUUGGUUGAAUAUGUCCGUACAGUAAAAAUAUGGACAUAAAAUGAAGAGCGGCCCAUCACUGACUCACAGCUGCAAGAGAACCAGUUCUCCCAUUUAUCUCAUGAAGGAGACGUAUUUAAAUAGUUUCACUCUGACGUGUGCGCACAUGACGAAAUGGAUUAAGUUGGACACUUUCGACAAAGCAUCAACAUUGCACAUUUUGAAAGGGAAACCUCUCCUCCUGUUUCCUUGUUUUGGUGUUCAGAGUGUGUGUGUAUGUGUGUGUGUGUGUGUGUCUCUCUCUCUCAGCUGUUCUGUAACGCAGAAAUCUUUUUAUCUCAGUUGAUUGAAGAAGAAAAAAAAAAAAAAGAAGCUUACAAAUGUGUUUUAAAGAAUACAUGUUGUUACUAUCCUGUUUGAUACCGCCCAGGAUCAAGCUGCUUUAUAUCAGUGUGAGCUCCGUCAGUGGUUUGUAACUGAAUCUCAGCGUACCCCAGACUUUGCCAGUCAUCUCUGUUCUGCAGAGGAACAACGUGUUUCUUUGUAUGUCACUGGAUGAUGUGAACAGAGAUGCCGAUAAGCGAGGCUGUGCUUUGUGAGACUGCUUCUGUCCUGAGUUGCCUCAUCUCCCAUUUCUCUUUGUGUUGUUUGACUUAUGCAUGAACUCUAAUAAAACAUUAGCAGUGUGUCCGCA